AUGAGUAAUAAACUAGUGAGUGAUUGGGAGCAAACACCUUCACCAUACAACACAAUCAACAAAUCAUCAAAAUCCUCACGUUCUGCUCCACGUCAGCGUUCAUCUGGCUCUGCUAAUAACGAAUGGCAUAAUGAUCAGGAUCAUGGCGAAGAAAAAACAACAAAAAAUCGUCAAAAGAAAUCUGGAUCAUCUCAUUGGUAUUCGUGCUGGUUUCGCGGUUUUUUACUUGGCUCUCUAUUAGCUGGUUUAGCAUUGGCUAUUGUAAUCUCACUUUGGUUAACAAUGAAAACAACAGCAACCACCAGUUCAUCAACGACAGGUAUCAACAGAACUAAAAUAUUACUUAUUGCUCUACUACGACUGUCACUUCAGCGACAAUUGCUACGUCCACUACCACUACAACUACCACGGCAACUACUUCAACAACGUCUACAACGACCACUACCACUGCAACCACAUCGACAACUUCGACAACAACUACUACCGCAACUACAUCAACAACUACCUCAACAACUUCCACAACCAGGACUACUACUGCUACCACAUCGACAACUUCGACAACUACUACUACAACCACACCGACAACAUCCACGACAAGUACUACAGCAACUACCACCAGAACCACGUCGACAACUUCUACAACGACUACCACUGCCAUUCCGAUGUCCAAAUUGGUUAUGGGAUGCAAAUGGUCAAACUGUAGCUGGAGUUACUGGUGUAUCAGGCAGUACAGCAGAUAAAUUAAAUGCGCCAUGGAACAUUUAUGUUGAUACAACGAAUAAUCUUUAUAUUGCCGACGCGCAAAAUCAUCGUAUUCAGAAAUGGGCACAGGGAGCAACAACUGGUACGACUAUUGCCGGUAGUUCUGGUACAUCUGGUUCAUCAUCAACGCUCCUCAAUAUACCGAAAGAUGUCUUUGUUGAUUCAUCGGAAAAUAUUUAUGUUGCUGAUUCUGGCAAUCACCGAAUACAGUUUUUUGCCAGUGGUAAUACAACAGGAUUGACAGUUUCAACAAAUUGGACUUCUGCUGGCUCCAUGUGGGGAGUUCAAGUCGUCAAUAACUCAAUUUAUGCUUGUGAUCGUGAUAGCAAUAUUGUUUGGAACAAUGGUACAGCAGUAGCAAGCAAUCAAUGGUCGAACAAUGCUGGAUUUCCACUUAAACUACCACAAGGCUUUGCAGUUGAUGCGUCAAUCGCUGUAGGUACUGUUUAUAUCACGAAUUCCGAUAGGCACACAGUUGUAAAAUGGCCAGUGGGUGCUGUAUCAGGAACCACUGUGGCUGGCGUUGAUGGCAAUAGUGGCAACACUUCAACAUUACUCAAAUUUCCAUCUUCACUUAAACUUGAUAAUUAUACCAACAUGUUCGUUGUAGACAACAACAAUCAUCGUAUUCAACUCUUCUGUCAAUAUCCAACAGUUAAUACAACUGGACGUACUAUUGCUGGCACAGGCUCAAUGGGACAGACUAAUACUACGCUCAACUAUCCAGCAGGAGUUGCUUUAGAUGCCUCACGGAACUUGUAUGUUGCAGACACUUCUAAUCACCGCGUACAAAAAUUUCAAUAUCUUCUUUAA
Rotaria socialis is the source of this 1575-nucleotide messenger RNA. Lineage: Eukaryota; Metazoa; Rotifera; Eurotatoria; Philodinida; Philodinidae. The record is from the annotation of a GenBank genome assembly.